Molecule: messenger RNA, 207 nt
Organism: Geodia barretti
Lineage: Eukaryota; Metazoa; Porifera; Demospongiae; Tetractinellida; Geodiidae
Source: the annotation of a GenBank genome assembly
CGGGGAAAGUCUGACCCGGGUUAGCUACAGUAGUAGAUAGCAUGUGGGAGUCGAUACACGCCCUUCGUUGUGACUUCUUGUGCCUCCAAUGUACACAGAGCGAGCGGACCCGGUCGAGGUUAUAAAGCUUACUAGAAGGCCUGCAAUCGGGGAAAAGUCACUGGAGUUCAUCCAUGCGGACAUAGCUACCUGCUGAGCCUGCGUGCG